AUGCUCUUCGGCCUUGCCCUCCGCCUCGUGCUUCCGCGUCCCGCCGUGUGGGCUUGGUUCCUCAUUGUCCUUCUCUGUAUCUCCUUGCCUUCCUCCUCCCCGUGCAGUGGGGGAAUCUUCCUCGGUUUGGCUCCUGGGAUGUUCGCCGCCCCGUGCCGUCGGGGAUUCUCCAUCUUCGCCAACCUCGCCGUGCUGCAUGCCGCCUUGCACCCCUGUCGCAUCUUCAUUUUCUUCCGCACCACGACGCAGCUCGCGUUCUGCCUCCGACGCUUCCUCCUGGUAUGCUUCUUCGUCCGCUUCACUCGCCGAAUCCAACGACUGCCUGUCGACGUCGCCAUCGUAUUGGCGCUCACGUCCUCUGUGCUGUCCCUCCGGCAGAUUCCACCGUCGUUGCCAUCGCUUCCGCAGCUCGUCGCAUUCGCGACCCCAGCCCGUCGCCUUCACUUCCCCCCUGUCGCCCCUACUCCCCCCCCUCCCCCCGCUUCCGUUGCCUUCAUUUCCCACUCCCGUCGCCUUCACUUCCCCCCCUCCCGUCGCCUUCACUUCCCCCCCUCCCGUCACCUUCACUUCCUCCCCUCCCGUCGCCUUCACUUCCCCUUCCCGUCGCCUUCACUUUCCCUUCCCGUCGCCUUCACUUCCCCUUCCCGUCGCCUUCGCUUACCCUUCCCGUCGCCUUCACUUCCCCUUCCCAUCGCCUUCUCUUCCCUCUCCCAUCGCCUUCAAUUUCCCCUUCCGUCUGCUUCGAUUCCCUCUUCCGUCGCCUUCACUUCUCCCCCCCCGAUGCGUUCAAUUCCCCCUCCGGUCGCCUUCCCCGCAUGCCGCACUCGCUUUCCCGCCCUUCACACUCGCUUCCCCACCCGUUGCCUUCACUUCCCCUUCCAUUGCCUUUCGCUCUCUCCUGCUCACUCUCUUUCGCCCUGCUCACUCUCUUUCCCACUGCUCACUCUCUUCCCCCCUGCCCACUCUUUUUCCCACCCUUUACUCUCUCCUCUCUUGUUCACACCGUGUUCUCACCCCUCUUCCCCCCUUCACUCAACCGUUCCCCCCUGCUCUCUCUCUUUCCCUCUGCUCACUCUCUUCCCCCCUGCUCUCUCUCUUUAA
Closterium sp. NIES-65 is the source of this 1101-nucleotide messenger RNA. Lineage: Eukaryota; Viridiplantae; Streptophyta; Zygnematophyceae; Desmidiales; Closteriaceae. The record is from the annotation of a GenBank genome assembly.